This is a messenger RNA of Phanerochaete carnosa HHB-10118-sp, 897 nucleotides long. RefSeq lists its product as uncharacterized. Gene Ontology annotation, molecular function: nucleic acid binding; poly(A)-specific ribonuclease activity. Gene Ontology annotation, cellular component: P-body; CCR4-NOT complex; CCR4-NOT core complex. The transcript has 4 exons. NCBI's taxonomy places the organism in Eukaryota, Fungi, Basidiomycota, Agaricomycetes, Polyporales, Phanerochaetaceae. The annotation marks the transcript as partial. The record is from RefSeq and is a predicted model, not a curated record.
UCCUUUAACUUUCAUUUUAGCGUGAACGACGACAUGUAUUCUCCAGACUCCAUUGAGCUGCUCCAGAAGUCUGGGAUCGACUUACAGCGACAUGAGGAGAUGGGAAUAGAGCCUAAUGACUUUGCGGAGCUGAUGAUAACGUCAGGGCUGGUGCUUGCGGAGGAAACGAUAUGGAUCUCGUUCCACAGUGGCUACGAUUUUGGAUACUUUGUCAAGCUCCUGACCGCAGAGUCGCUACCAACUAGUGAAGAACUGUUCUUCGAGAAGCUAAGGAAGUGGUUCCCGACCACCUACGACAUCAAGUUUAUGAUGCGGGCAUGCAAGGUGCUGAAAGGAGGCCUGCAGGAUGUCGCGGACGAUCUGGGAGUGAUGCGGAUAGGACCGUCACACCAAGCUGGCUCCGAUUCACUCCUAACGGCAUCGACAUUCUUCAAGAUGCGGGAACUCUACUUCAACGACACUAUCGACGACGCAGAGUAUAACGGCAAGCUAUAUGGCCUAGGUCAGACGUUCACCGUCCCAAACGGCAUAACGGAGACGGUCCGAGGCAGUGCGGCAACCAUUGCGGAGCGAGAAGACCGGGGACCUGCGCGGGAUAUGCAGGGGCCCAGUGCCCAAGUUCAGAUGAUGGGCAUGGCGGCGCUCACGACACCAGCCAUGGCGGGCGCAAUGCCUGCACCCUUACCGACUUCACCGUACGGGCCGUUGUCCAAUGGUCCGUACAUGAGGACAACAAUGGUGGGUGGUGGGCGGUAGAAUUGGGCAAGGUAGUUGUCCAGAGGAUGUAUCUUCUCGUCGCUCCUUUCUCUUGUUUUCUGCGCUUUCGCUCUCGCCAGGACUUAGCUGUGUCGCUGUGUAUAACAUCGAAUCUUGUAUCAAGUGGCGUACUUUGUAGUC